ACGUGUCGUGUUUAGUUGCUGCCUGCCCCUGCGAGAAUCAUGAGAAACACGGUAAGGGCAUCGUAGCCCCUACCGAAGGCUGGUCCGACGGCCAGAGACAGGGCGUGAAUGAAUGGGUUUGUUUCAAGAAAAGGAAGCGGAUACCACACGCCACAAGUCAUGCCUGUGUCAGCCUGAAGAACUGUGUGUAUGUGACGGUGUGUGUGAUCUUAUGGCGCAAACAUGACAAGAGCAGCACUCACUAAGCUUCUCAUCCUCGUGAUCCUCGCCUUCAUCGUCUGCAUCCCAGAAUUCUUCACAUUGUACAGAGCAUCAAAAGUUAACUUCCUCUGUCUGCCCUACCGACCGUGUGAGCGAGGGAAUCAGGUGAAGUCUGGAGGAGAUGGGAAGAUCGGGGAUGCUGAAAUUAGGAGGAAGGACAUGUGCGACCCGUCACAGACUGCAGAACGUGAAAAGUGGGAGCAGGCCUGCACGCAAAAGGACCACAGCAACAUGACAGAUCCGGGAUCAGACUCCAGGAGAGACAGUGAAGACCCAGAAAAGAGCUGGUUCAUCUGUGAAACAGAUAUGGACAUGACAGAAUUACACAGGAACAUCUCAUCUUCAGCUUUAAAGGUACAUUUCGAGGUUUCAGUGGAGCUUCAGCUCAGAGAUGCAGAGACCCUGAACCUCACCUUGUACAGUCACAGUAACCACAGCUCCUUACACCUCCACCCACCUGAGGAGGAAGAGGAGGGCAAGAAGAAGGAUGAUGAAGGACAGAUGAAGGCAUUUUACUGCUGUCUCCCCGCCCUGUCCACCACGGAGUCAGCCAAUCAACACCACUGUCUCCUUUGGCUCCCCAAUCAAACAGUUUUGAGUGCAACAGCAAAGGAGAAGCUGCCAUGGAAACAGAUCCCAAAAGAUGAGUGGCGGUGUAUGUUCAGGGUGCUCUGGCUGGUUCUUUUGUGUGUGGUGCUGCUGACUGUAGUCACAACUGUGCUUGGACAAGUCUACUGGGGACGGUUGUGCAAAAAGCCCAAGGUGCACCCUGUUGGUUAUGACUUCACUGGCCACCAGCUGAACGAUGGUGAGAAGCACACAGAGAUCAUUGUUUCCAAAGGGAUGAUCCUCCAGUCCAAUGGGUCCAGGUCUUGGCCAGAACUCUCACCCAUUCAAGAAGUUGAUAGUCACGAUGAUGUAGAAACUCUGCUGGAUGGAAAUGUCGACCAGUGUUAUACAGCAAAUCUGCAUCAUCGCAGCCACCCCUCCACCUCCUCCCUCCCAGAGGAGCAGGCCUGGUGACAGAUGAGCAGCCAGAGGAGGACAGAAAUGGGCUCAAAGUGCAGCAGAGGAAAACAAAAAUGACUAUUUCAAUUACCAGCCACCUUUAAGGUGAAAAUAAAAACAUCUGAGACACAUGAAGUCCGAUAAAUUGUUUAUAUUGUUUAUUUUCAACAUCUCAUCCUCAAACAGUCAUAGGGCAUGUUAUUAGAAGAGAGGGGAUCUUAAUAUAUUAGCAAAGUCUCCAAACCUUAAUAAAUGAGUUGGCUAACAAACAUUUUUCAUUUCGCAUUACAAAUCAUUUUGUAGUCUAAGGCAGAAGCACGGCUGAUAACCAG
Messenger RNA from Chelmon rostratus (copperband butterflyfish), 1601 nucleotides. RefSeq lists its product as uncharacterized. Lineage: Eukaryota; Metazoa; Chordata; Actinopteri; Chaetodontiformes; Chaetodontidae. The transcript has 10 exons. The record is from RefSeq and is a predicted model, not a curated record. Bases 223 to 1284 code for a protein of 353 amino acids.